Molecule: messenger RNA, 1769 nt
Organism: Chara braunii
Lineage: Eukaryota; Viridiplantae; Streptophyta; Charophyceae; Charales; Characeae
Source: the annotation of a GenBank genome assembly
UUGAAGACAACAUCAACAAUUGAGGAGCAAAUGUUAUCAGAAGAAGAGGUAAAACAAAUCUAUCAUCGUCCUAUGUUGAGUUUAUCUAUAGAUGCUUGGAAAUUAUUGUCGCCGACACCGAUUCCAAGUACGUUCGGAGAGUGUAUGCGUGAGAUUAUUGGGAGUGUGUCCGGGAUGUGCGACACGAAGAGUAAAGACUCGACAUAUUUAGACAUUGUUGCUAUGGAUGAUGAGAAUCAAGAAAGAGACGAUGGGACAAGGGACAAGAAUCAAGUGUGUGCAAAAAUCAUAACAGGUGUUGCUCCUUUCGACACUACAUGUGAUGUCGGUAAGGACACAAUGACAUUUCAGAACGAAGGAGGAGGCAACAUCGGUCAUCAUCCACAACGUUCAAUCGGGAAGGUGAGGAAGUUGUCGAGCAACACCAUUGAUGACAUAUCGGAGAACUUCAAGGUGAAAGACGAAGUUAAUGACAGUAUGGACGUUAUGAGAACGGAGAAUAACGAAGCAGUGAAGACGAAAGUGAAGAAGGUGAACAUGUUAAAGUCAAGUGGUGUAAAUAUCGUAAAUGACGAGAAAGCGAUGCAAGAGGAGACAAGUGGACUCACUGGAGAUAUGAAAUCGAGAUCAUUGAUAAAUGUAAUUUCACUCAGUGAUGAAAAAGUUUCAUUGCCGUCAAGUUGUGAUAGGGACAAAAACUCGCAAAUGGUUUCACAUCUUCAUGAGGAUGAAUAUUUCAGAGUUGAGAAGAGGACACUACCACCUUUGUCUCUGAGCACCGUUGCUGAGUAUUUUCCUUUCAAUUGGCGUCCCUCCCAUACAGAGUCUUUUGUGAUCAGGAUGGAUGAUGUUGAGUCACUGGGAUCGGCGGGGUGGAUGACAACAAAUAUCGUUGAAGUUUAUAAUCAAUAUGUGUACGAGCCGGUUAUAAAAAAAAACAAAAAUAUGACUCACGUGGAGGUGACUUUCGUGUUGUGGUACAGUAAGAUAUACAAGACUCACAAAGAUGUUGAUGGGAACUGUCCUCCCGAUGUCGAAGUUGUGAAGGACGUGUGUAGAAAGAGAAGGAAGGGAAUGACAUCGGUGUGGGAUAAGGAAAUCGUCAUAGUGCCAAUUUUGCAUGCACAUCAUUAUACAGUUCUCAUAUUUGUCGACGUUGGUGUAGUGUUGAAGAACCCGGAUCUUUCAAGGACGGACUCAUGCGCGAUCUUCCACAUCGACUCAAAGAACAGUUUCGGGAUGCCAGCGUUUGAACCAUUAUUGGUGCAUCUGUUCUACGAACACACGACAACCAUGUUCGCACAAGAUAUUGACAUUACACCACAGCGUCUCGCGUGGACAUGGGAACAAUUCGUGGGUGGGGAAAGCAUCAUAAAAGGCGUCAGGUGUCAAGAACAACACAAUAACAAUGAUUGUGGCUUCAUGAUGUGCAAAAAUGUUGAGAGUUUGCUCGAGACCAUUGCAGAGAGCACGAAUGUGUUCAAAACGAAGGAGGAGGUAGAAAAAGCGUGUGCACGUCUCAAAGACAGAAAACCUCAUGAACAUCGGAUUAUUACGAUAAGGGCGGUGACAGAUAUUUAUAUGAAGUUGCCGACAUCGCAUACGCUUGAAGAAUUUGUAGCAAUCUUCAAGAAACACAUUACAAGACGACGGAAAACAACGGCAAACUAAGAACGUGCUGAAGGAAGUGCCACGACGAGGAGGUACACGUUGUCGGAGGGCGCGGUAUCCCGACCCUCCUCUGGGUGCUAAAGUCCGUGCCCGGUGUC